AUGUCUGCAGACCUGAAGAUUGAUAUGGGCCCCGAAGUAUCGUAUGGCCCCAGCGGAAUACGUGGGCUACUUGGCUCCUCUUAUGUAUUUGGUGCUGCCUUUUUGGCUUCGCUAGGCGGCUUCUCUUUCGGCUAUGACCAGGGUGUCAUAUCGAUUAUCAACGUCAUGGACAAAUUCCACGAAGCUUUCCCCCGUACCCAAACUGCUUUCGGUACUAGCUUUAUGACAGCCAUGCUGCUGCUUGGUGCUUUCGUGGGCUGCCUGUUCAUGCCGUACCUGGCUGACAAGAUCUCGCGAAAGUGGGCCUUGACAAUUGUGGUGGUUAUAUUCGAUAUAGGCGCCAUUAUCCAGACCUCGGCCCAGAGUUAUGCUGCCCUGGUUGUGGGAAGAGCGGUCGGAGGGGUUGGAGUCGGCACUCUUGCAAUGAUCUCCCCACCGAAUUUACGAGGUACUCUCCUUGUACUUGAAUCCAUCUCCAUUGUGUCUGGAGUAGUCAUUGCCUUCUGGAUCACUUACGGCACACAAUUUAUGGACGGUGAAGCCUCGUUCAGGCUACCCUUAGGGUUGCAAAUGGUCUGCGCCACAAUUCUCGGAGUCAGCAUCCACUUCUUCCCAUACUCGCCUCGUUGGCUCACUCUAGUCGGCCGCAAUAAGGAAUGCCUAGAGAGUCUGUCGAAGUUGCGGGGUUUACCAGCCACUGAUAGCCGCGUACAAAUGGAGUUCAAGGGCAUCGCCGCAGAGGUAGAAUUCAGCAAGUCCACCUUGGCAAAAAGGCACCCGGGAGCGAGCAGAAUCCAGCUUGAGGUGUUCUCUUGGCUUGAUCUUUUCGACCGCAAGAUGCUACGGAGGACUGCGGUGGGAUGCGGAGUCUGCUUUUUCCAGCAGUUUUCUGGAAUCAACGCUUUCAUAUAUUACGCGCCCACCCUCUUUCGAUCUAUCGGACAGUCGGACAAUAUGUCUCUCAUUCUGUCAGGAGUCUUCAAUAUCUUGCAACUGGUCGCCGUUGCCAUCUGCUUUAUUGUCAUUGACAAGCUGGGCCGAAAGCCUCUGGCCAUCAUCGGCGGUUUUGGGGCCUGUAUAUGUUACAUCGUCAUUGCUGCUCUCGACGGUGUUUACUCAAAAGAUUGGUCGGCAAACACGUCUGCUGGCUGGGCCUGCGUAGCUAUGGCCUUCUGCUUCAUCCUUGUAUAUGGCGUUUCCUACUCACCUCUGGGCUGGGCCUUGCCUUCGGAGGUAUUCCCCAACUCUAUGCGCGCGAAGGGCGUCGCUCUGGCCACAUGUGUCAACUGGAUAUCUAACUUCACCGUUGGUAUUGCUACCCCUCCCAUGAUUCAGAGCAUUGGCUUCGGAACCUACAUCUUUUUCGCUGCUUUCUGUGGGCUUGCCGGUGUCUGGGCUGUGCUUCUAGUCCCCGAGACGAAGGGUAAGACUUUGGAAGAGAUAGACAUACUAUUCGGGGACGCCACCGGAGAGGAAGAGAGGGAAAUGAGAAUCGCAACUGCUACGGCAGAGCAGAUCCUUGCCACUCUUAUCAGCCAGGAGGUAUAA
Talaromyces proteolyticus is the source of this 1548-nucleotide messenger RNA. Its product is annotated as putative transporter. The transcript has 3 exons. Gene Ontology annotation, molecular function: carbohydrate:proton symporter activity. The record is from RefSeq and is a predicted model, not a curated record. The coding region runs from base 1 to 1548 and encodes 515 amino acids. Gene Ontology annotation, cellular component: membrane. Gene Ontology annotation, biological process: carbohydrate transport; transmembrane transport. Lineage: Eukaryota; Fungi; Ascomycota; Eurotiomycetes; Eurotiales; Trichocomaceae.